CAUCAAUUUUUAUUACGUGACUAAAGCUCGUCAUUAAUUUAAAAAAAAAAAAAUGACCGACCAGCUUUGUAAACUCUUUGUCGGCGGGCUAAACGUGGACACCGACGACGAUGGCCUGCGCAAGCACUUCGAGCAGUACGGGACGCUGACCGACUGCGUUGUGGUCGUGAACAAGCAGCUGCAGAGGUCCCGCUGCUUUGGCUUUGUCACCUACUCCACACCGGAGGAGGCCGACGCAGCCAUGGCAGCCAGGCCGCACACCGUCGAUGGAAACUCCGUCGAGGUAAAGCGCGCCGUUGCGAGAGAGGACGCAAACAAACCAGAGGCCCUCGCCAAGGUGAAGAAGAUAUUCGUCGGCGGGUUGAAAGACGACAUCGAGGAGGAGCACCUGAGCGAAUAUUUCUCUCAGUACGGCGAGAUCGAGAAGGCCGAAGUCAUCUCGGAGAAGGAGACCGGGAAGAAACGCGGCUUCGGCUUUGUUUACUUCACUGAUCACGAUGCUGCCGACAAAGCAGUGGUGGUGAAGUUUCACACCGUCAAUGGACACAAAGUGGAGGUGAAGAAAGCCCUCACCAAGCAGGAGAUGCAGGCGGCCAACAGGACCGGCAUGGCGCCCAGAGGCAGACCGGGCAGAGGCAUGAGGGGGAAUCAAAAUGGCUACGGCAGCAGAGAGUACGGCGGAAACUACAACUACGGAAAUGGCGGAGGCUACAACGGUGGCGGCUACGGAGGGUAUGGAGGAGGACCAUAUGGGGGUGGCGGCUAUGGUGACCAGGGCAGCGGCUAUGGAGGUGGAAAUGGCUAUGGCAAUGAGUUUGGUAGCGGCUACGGGCAGCACUCUUCUGGGUACGGCCCCAUGAAAGGGCCUCCUUUCGGCGGCCAGAGGAGCGCCGCUCCCUACACCCGAGGAGGGGGAGGAGGAGGUGGAUACCCGAGGGGGGGUGGAUACGGCGGCGGCUAUUAAAAAAAAAAGACUGCACAUCUGGAAAACAAAAACCACCCCACCGCCUGCCAUAAGUUACCUCCAGCCAGGAUUUGGACGUCAAAACUCAAUAAUCAGUAACGGGGCGUCUGCCGUGCUAUCCAACCAUGGCAGAGAUACGGACACAGAGACCCCCCUCUCUCUCCCCCCCUAAUCAUAAUGAAGACCUCAAAAACACAAACAGGUUGCUACGGUAACCUGGCCACGAGGACAUCACCCUGAAAACGAUGGGGUGUGUGUCUGCACGCCGACGGGGGGACCGGAGAGUGGUUGUGCCUUCUCCCCCUCAGGUGAAGUCAGUUUACAGACAGGAUUCCCCAGUGUGGUCAAAAUGCAUUUGAACAAGUCUUAACAUGGUUUUAAUGUCAAUGGUUUUUAUUGAAGAUGUGAUGAGUUUUUUUAAGUAUCUGGAGAAUUUUGAUGACACAGUGCUCAGGUGCUUUAAUGUUCUCUUAGUGACCAGCACUUAAUCACCGACCUGUGAAGUGAUUUGACCAUAACAUGGAAGGCAGUGGUUCUCAACCGGUUUUUAGUGAUUUUUUUUUUUUUUUAAACCCUUAAAUUAACGAUGGAUACAAGUUUAGUGUCGUAAAGAUUUUACUUUUAUUAUGGAUAUAUUGAGGUCAUUAUUGACAAAAAUUGUUAUAAUUUUGUUAUGUAAACAUCUUGUGACCCCCUCAGAUUUAUCUUAAAGGUAGGUACGAGCCCCCAUAGGUUGGGAACCACUGACUUGAGUGCUGCUUAUGAUCCAAGAGAAGAGUUUGCACUUUGGGCACUGUGGGUUUCAAAAUAAAAUAAAACGUUUAUUAUAAUCUUUGUCUUGUAUUUCUUAUAGUGUGUACAUGUUAUUUUACAGUGUGCUGUGAGUUAUGGCUAUAAUUGAGUAAAAUAGGUGCAGGUAAGUACAUAUUCUUGGGUGUAGCCUUUGGAUAACUUGACUUAUUGGAUUUGUGUGUUUGAAUGUUUUCCCUCCUUUUUUGAGGUAUGUUAACAAGGGAAUAUGUCUAUGAAACUUGAAACAACUAGAAGGUUUAUAACCUACAUUUGCAUUAAUGAGCAUAUGUCUGCAGACUUCAAGACAGUGAACAAUGAUGGAAAUGUGCGUGCUCUUUGUAAAAACUAAUGGAUUGGUCAAUCAGGAAUAAGCUCUAAUGUGCAGCAGUAUUUGUGAUGUGCACAAUAUGAAACAUUUUUUUAAUAGGCUCAUAAUGCACUUAAGUGGAGACCAAAAUACAAAGUUUAUCUAAAGCUUCAAGUAGAUAAUUUUCAAUGUUAGUCUUUUAACUACCAAAGUCCGUCAUGUUAAUAUACUUAACCGAAGCUCAACAGGGAAACAUUGGAGGAAACCAAAGCAGAAGUCCAUUUGAUGUGACCUGUUGAAGCCUAAUACUUUCAAAUAAACUCAACUUUAAAGUGCAUUAAACUGGCCAGUAUGAACAUUAUUUCAGAGAGCAAAAUCCGUGUUCAUAUGGGAAAUACCAAAACUGAAUAUAUCCUUUAAACUGCCCUUAAACCUCACAAGACCUCUAAAGGGGGUUCAAUUUUGCAGCUACACGAAAUGUUCAUUGUUCAGCCAUUAAAACCUGAUUGAGAUAAUUUUAACCUAUUACACUUUACAGUCGUAAGAUAAUUUUAUUCAGGUCUCUUGGCUCUGAAGUAGGUAACAAAUGAUCACUAUCUGCAGUAUUUGCAUGUGGACCCAUCUGCAGCUCUGCACGCUGCCUCUAAAUUAUUAAUGGGAAACUGAGUCAACGCUCUGAUCAACACGUUACUAUUGUGUGGAGAUGUCCUCAGAGGAUGAUGCAUUUCAUCAUUAAAUGCACUCAGAAAAAAAGUUUACGAAUAUUUUAUUAGAAAUUAGAUCAAAAUAGCCACAGAAAUAUUUAACUCUCUGGAGGUGUACAUAAAGAUCUUGGGCAGGGAUGCUUUUCUUUUAGAACAAAAAUUAUGCUGUAGAUGUUUGUGCAGUGGUGUGGUCGUAUUUUGCUACAGAUUAUACUGAAACAAAUUCGAAUGAUUUUAUACCGUUUCUUCCAUUAUUAAAUACAGAAGUAAAGGCCAGUGACCAGCAUGUUUAAGGGAAAUAUUUUCAGUCUUCUGCAGCGUUCUGUCAUUGUAAUUUUUAGGUCUUCAAGUCUGCUGACCCAAUGUUGACCAGUACUUAAAAACCAAUGCAUUACUGUUUGCGAGGACUGAGAGGUUUUUAUUUUUUAUUUAAAAGGUAAUCUGAAAAGAUUCCGCUAAUUGAGCGACCAUGACUGAGGCAUAAAGUGCUCUCAAUCAUUACCCCAACAGAUAAAAGAGAAAUAUGUGCUGAAACUCUCUUUGGCAUCAGUACCGCAGCUCAGAGGGAUUUGGGGGAUUUUCAAAAUUAAUGGAUUGGCUGUGAUCUUCCAGAUGCAUUUACAGUAAAACAAAACUGCGGCAACCAUAAGAGCCUUAAAAUCUCAAAACAAAAGACGUGCUUUUAAUUACAAAAUCACUGCCAUUGAGAUAUCAAAGUAAAAGUCUUUUAUUGGAACAAUGAGUUUUAAAAAUACCUACAAAUUCAAGUAUCCUAACACUCCAUUUUCCUAAAAUUGGAGGAACAAGUAUUUUUUAAUUACCUAAAAUCCCAUCUGAUGCACUGUAAUGCUUUGGGAGACCUGGUGUAACAUAAAAGUAUAUGUAGUGUGAUGCUUGACAUUGGUUAACGGGAGUGUAAAUGUUACUUUUGUUCUCUUACCUUUUUAUAGGAUAAUGGUGCUUGACGAUUUCUGAUCCCGUAGCAGAAACAUCUGUAAUACUGGCCGUGCUUUUUAUGGAUCCACAAUAAAUUAUAUAUUUUUAUAUACCAA
Messenger RNA from Scomber scombrus (Atlantic mackerel), 3819 nucleotides. RefSeq names its product heterogeneous nuclear ribonucleoprotein A0-like. Bases 53 to 964 code for a protein of 303 amino acids. Gene Ontology annotation, molecular function: RNA binding. The record is from RefSeq and is a predicted model, not a curated record. The transcript is spliced from 2 exons. NCBI's taxonomy places the organism in Eukaryota, Metazoa, Chordata, Actinopteri, Scombriformes, Scombridae.